Camponotus floridanus (Florida carpenter ant) is the source of this 1999-nucleotide messenger RNA. Its product is annotated as progestin and adipoQ receptor family member 3. The transcript is spliced from 8 exons. Gene Ontology annotation, molecular function: signaling receptor activity. The record is from RefSeq and is a predicted model, not a curated record. Gene Ontology annotation, cellular component: membrane. Lineage: Eukaryota; Metazoa; Arthropoda; Insecta; Hymenoptera; Formicidae. Bases 473 to 1507 code for a protein of 344 amino acids.
AACCUCGGAGAAUGAGUGGACACUCGCUGUCCGAGCAACAGUGAAAGUAUUCAUGUGUUCCCCUUUAUAUCUGGAACACGCGAGAGGGACUCGAGCGGUUCCUGAGCGUGUGUUCCUCACACGGCACGCAUCGAGAGCGACCCUGGCUGACGUCGUGCUCGUCGCCGUCGUCGCCACCGCCGCCACCGUCGCCGCCGCCGUCGUCACCGCCGUUCACUACCAGUGUUCUCGCCGCGCUCAGUGCGGUCGAUCGUGUUGCGAUUCAAUGCGUGGUGCAGAUUCGCACAUGCGAGGAAUUUGCCAAUGUGCCGAUAGGACAUAGGCCAACCACGAGACUUCGAUGUGACUCUCCGCUUCUUUAACUAUCUGCAAAACUGUCAAUUAUCGUUCUUCAGGGUACGUGCUCGUUAAGCGUGCUCGUUAAUUGAUGCGGGAAGCGGGUGUUACAUAAAAGGUCCACGCUGUUUGAACGAUGAAACUACUUGCAGGCGUAGAGGAGGUUAGCGACCACUGUGAAAAAGAGUCUAAUAAUGGUCAACUGCACAACAAUAAUAGUCAUGAAAAGCAAUCUGCGACAGAAUUGGUUCAAGAAGCAAGCAAGCCACUCGUCAACAAGGUAUGCGACAAAUCAACAGCCAAGAAAAAAGUUGUACCGGAAGAGGAAGAAGAUAUGAGACGAUUGCUCCCGUUUGAAAAGGCACCCAAAUUUCUUCAAUAUAAUCCUUACAUUCUGCGUGGUUAUCGAGGCUGCUUGACCACCAAACUAUGCGUCGAAAGCAUAUUUUGGUGGACAAACGAGACCGUGAAUAUAUGGAGUCACAUCUUUGGUUGGAUGCUCUUCUUCGGUCUGACCCUAUAUGAUCUCUGUCUUUUGAAUAUUCACGCGCCGUUCAGCGACAAAUUAAUCGUGUCCCUGCUCCUUCUUUGUUUUCAGAUAUGUAUGAUCCUUUCAUCCGUAUAUCACACGUUUUCGUGUCGAAGCGAAAAGGACUAUUGGUGCUUCCUAUCCUUCGAUUUGUUCGGUAUUGCUCUGAGCAUGCUGUCGAUCUAUUUGUCUGGUGUCUAUUAUGCCUUUUGGUGUCACAAGGAAUUACAAUGGUUCUACCUGAUAACUGUUCUCGCGAUCUUCAUUUUCGCAAUGAUACUGCAAAUACCAAGUCUAAACAUCAACGGUAACAUUAAGCUAGCUGUAUUUGUGUGCUGGGCAAUAUAUGGAGUGUUGCCAACGCUGCAUUGGACCAUCGCGAUGGGCGGCUUUGAUAAUCCGAUCGUUAACUUGCUCAUCCCGAGAGUGAUAGGAAUGUACAUUAUUAAUGCAAUAGCGUUCGCGUUCUACAUGUUCAAAAUACCCGAACGUUUUUGUCCAGGUUGGGUAGACUAUGUUGGUUCGUCACAUCAAUGGUGGCAUGCAUUGGUCGUGCUAGCUCUUUAUUAUUGGCAUAACAGUGGAAUGCUUUAUGUGGAAUAUAGAAUGAAUCAUGGGUGUCCAAGCAGUAAGCCAUUAUGACAUACGGAUUCUGACGGCCAGCCAGAUUACUGAAACUACACUGGAUUACUGCAAUAAGUUCAAGGUUUACGACUACAAACUCUAUUACAGCAUCCGUCCUUGCCAUGGAUUGUGCUUGUAUGAUGAAGGCUUGGUCGUCUUUGGCGGAACCACCGUUUUACAGUAUCUUAAAGAAUACAUCUUGCCAGAUACAAAAUCCACUACGAGCAUACGCAUAUCGAUAAUUUCGAUAUGCUUUUAGGAAAUACAGAUUAAGAUUUUUAAAUGAAAAAAGAUAUUUGAAUAUUAUUUACACUGUUCUCUAGCUCAAUUUAUAUUCAUUCAACAUUAUUAUUUAAACUUAUUUUGCAAGAGUAUAAACGAUAUAAAUGAAGGAUAAAUGAUUGUAUCCUAAAUCGUGUUCUUUUUUCCUUAAUAGCAAGUCUUUAAUCCUAGCAGGAUUAAAAACCAAUCAAUUAAUUAAUCAGCGUCAUUAAAAACAUUCUUUACAUU